Messenger RNA from Actinia tenebrosa (Australian red waratah sea anemone), 3915 nucleotides. RefSeq lists its product as uncharacterized. The record is from RefSeq and is a predicted model, not a curated record. Lineage: Eukaryota; Metazoa; Cnidaria; Anthozoa; Actiniaria; Actiniidae.
UUUCUUAUGAGUAUCUGUUUUAGAGAGGACAAAAGAUAAGUAAUAAGCUUUAAAGAUGCUUUCAAGAUUCAAGUAGGGUUUGCUAUGUCAAGAGGUACACACGCACAGCGGUUAUUCACAACAAAACAAAAUGGCGGACGAGAAUGACAAGACACACUUUGAUGCAUCGUAAGAGCUUUCUUCUAAAAUAAUUCAUAUAUCACUUUAAAAUGGAUACUUUAGAAACAAUACACGCCGUUACUGUUGGCAACCGUUGUUUCGCGCACAUUUACGAUAAUCUGGAAGUUCAGGAAUUGCUUGAGUUGGAAGUCCAUGUCGAGGUUAACAGCAGCGUCCGAAGAACGACUGAAAGACUUCUUCUUAAGCUUACAACUAUCUACAGGCUUUUCCAGCUUAUCUUGUCAAGAAGGAGAACAUGCGGGAAACUUUAUGAUAUUUGCUAUUAUUUGAUAAAUAAUAAUAUAAUUAGGAAACUCGUUUCAUGUUUGGAAGACACGGAUUAUCACGUUGUCUUUAUGACUGCUAAGGCCAUUUCUUCAUUGAUGUUAUCAGUUCCCUUGGUUUCCACAGCUAAAACUCAACUGGAAGGGCUUUUUCAGAACUGUAACGAUUCCGAAUGGAAAUAUCUUUAUGUAAUUAGUAUUUUAAAGCAUAUUCUUGAGAGUCGUGCUGGCGAUGACGCUCAUAACGUGAGAAUGCAUUCCCAGAAGUCGUUAAUUUGCAACUGCGUUAACAGUGAACCGCUGUCGUUUGGAAACGAACAGAAGAGCAGUAUUGAACUUCUAGACUUUAUCGUGACACGAGAAUGGAUGUCUAUUUUGCCUUCGUAUGUUCCCCUUUGGAAUGAAAUAUUUGUGGGAUGCAUUGAUGAUAUCACCGAAAAUCCAAACUCUACAGCAGUGGAUCUUCUAGAAUAUCAUUCAAAACUAGCUUCCAGUACUCAUGAAAGAAAUGUUGUUGGCUGCUUUGAUAUCUCUUCAAGAAGUGAACAAGUCUUUGUGUCAUUCCUUAGCUUUGUAGCAGAGUUCCUUAAUUGGACAUUCAGAUCUUGCUGUAACGUAGACCCACAAAAAGAUGUCAUGGGUGGAAUUAUUUUUGAAAAUUUAGAAUCCAAAAAGGAGAUGUUCUUACUGAACAUCAUAGGAGUAAUGCCUCAUUUUCUCCAUGUUAAGGAACUUUCUUCAGGAGUUUGGAAAGCAAUACUACAAUUAUUGUCUYUUUCUCUAAACACAAGCACAUCAAUACAGAACCCCCAUCAUUGCCAACAACAAACCCUGAGUUACAAGUAUAUCCUUCAUUCAGCUACAGCAUUUAUCUGUACUGUUAACAGUGGUAUCCUGGACAAUUUUCCAACACAUGCAGGUUUCGAGGGUUUUGGAGGGAGCUUAGUGAAACCAGUUAAAGAAAAACAGAUAAUAAUUUGUCAAACUAGAGGUCCUAAUACUGGUGUUUUCAGGCAAGCUUCUUUGUUGGUUGUACAGGCAGCACUGGUUUUGUUGAAUACUUGUGAGAACUACAAAGAUGCUCAACUUAGCCAAGACAUAUUCAAAGCUAUAAAUAUCUGGUAUGGUGCUUUGCUCAAGGUAGGAGCAAAUGACCAUGGCAUCCGGGAGGCAUACCAGAAAGUAUCAAGUAACUAUGACAACCAAGAGGCAUUUCACAAACAACCAAGUUUGAUUUUGAUGGACGUUUUUGCUGAUCAAGAUGAUGAAAUGAUUCAUAUUAUGUUGCUAUUACUGCAGUUGUUCAAAGUUUCAAGGGAGCCAGCUUACCAAGAUGCCACAGCCAUCCUGGACACCAUAAACCCACACCUUGUUUUCCAGGCAUUCUUAAAGGUUAUUGAUUUUGAUUAUUCAGUCUUACUGGAUUUUCUCAUCUCAUCUGAGACUGUCUUUCUUGAGUAUCUGAUGCAAUAUCUCCACUUCGUUCUACAAGACUGGCAAGACUUUUGUCAAAACUGCAACCAUUUAUUUGAAAGCACUAUAAUUACCGAUGUCCAAUCAGAAACUAAACAAACCUUAAGAGAAUGUCAGCAAAUUCAGCAUGAUAAGGGCAGGGAGAUUUCCAAUCCACCAGAUGGUAAACCGGCUUCUUUUCCAGAAGGAAUAAUGGCUUGCAAUCAUGCUAACUCUGGGGAUGUAUCAACUAUAUCUUCACUAAAGGGUUUGGAUGGCCUUUCAAAUAUCUUAUCUGCUUAUGGAAGUGAUACUGAGGACGAUGGUGAUGAGGAGGAGGAGGACGAAAAUUUUACAUAUAUAAGGCAGAGCUAUCCUGAUGACCGACAAGGACAUUUAGAAGAUGUUGAUAUCCAUAAUAGCAAUACAAAAGUUAGCAUAUCUAGCUAUGAUAAUGCUGAUCAUACCUACAUAUUUAGUGGCGUUAAGGUAGAGAUAAAUAACGAUUUUAAUAAUUAUACGGGCCGUGCAUGUGAUCGUGAAAGGAAUUAUAGUAAUGAAGGCGAUAACUGUGUUGUCUAUAAUAGUGCAUGGAAGGAUGAAAAGAAUAAGGACGAUAAUGAUGUUAAUGAUAUUAAUAUGGGUAUUGCUUGCAUCGAUGAUAUGAAUCAUGGUGAUGGCGACGAUAAACAAAUGCCUUGCCUUGCUCGUGGAAUGGUCACAGAUGAUGUUGAUGUUAAUGAAGGGGAUGUCGAUGAUGAUGUUAUUGACGAUGACGAACACGAUGAGAUCAGCAGUUCCUGUGGCAUUCAAUUACAAAGUGAUGGUAUGUGCACGAUGUUGGAGAAGAUCAUGUCAACACUUAUCCACACUAGAAUUGCUGCUGAACGACUAAAUGAGGGGUCCCUCUUUCCCUACCAAGUGAAACCACUGAUAAAUGCCAUGAAAAGAGUUGAGAACCUGUAUGAUGGAUGUUGAAAACAAAACAUUGAACUCAGUAUAGUAAUAAUACUCUUCGAAACGUAGUCUUCUUUAAAAUAAAGAAAACGCAAAAUAAAAAUAAAAAAGAACAGGACGCUGUUACUAGGAGCCUGCAUCCACAUCAGGGAUUACAUGAAUUGAUAGCCUUGGGUUCCAUACAAUCCUGAACUAGCACAUUCUCCGAUCAGGAGCCUAUUAGUAGGAGUGCCCGUCUACCAUUCUAUGACUGUGAAACCAGUAUAAUCCCAGAUCAGGAACCCAUUACUAGGAGUGUCCGUCUACCAUUCUAUGUCUGUGAAACCAGUAUAAUCCCAGAUCAGGAACCCAUUACUAGGAGUGCCCGUCUACCAUUCUAUGUCUGUGAAACCAGUAUAAUCCCAGAUCAGGAACCCAUUACUAUUAAUGUCUCUUUUACUCCAAGGAAGGACUAGCUUCCGAAACGUCGGUAAUUUUUUCAUCUUUUCACGGUGUAAAAUUUACCCUUUUAUCAUUACUGUUUCAUUAGAAACACUGACGAAGCUCACACUAGUUUUUAGCUAGUUAUCUCUUCUUAACCCAUUACUAGGAGUACCCGUCUCAGACCCAGUAUAUUCCCAGAUCCCAUUACUGGGAGUGCCCCGCUCUCUCACAGAAAGCCUCGUUAAGUAAAUAUAGGGCACUGUUUUGACUAUAAUAAAAAAGGCCAUUGAGAUUUUCGAGGAUGAAACUACGUGCAGAGAACCAUACGAAUGGAGUUGUUUUUUCAAGUUUAUUCGUCUUUGCGUGGAAUCAUGAUAUUGAAAAACAUCCUUGAAAUCCUGACCUUAAGAUGUGCCGAUCAGGGUCAGUAAAACAUUAAAGUUGAAGGCUUUAAUUGCUGGGCUCAGUUGGCAUUUGAAAAGGGUGGAAAUGUGAAGGCGGUAAUUGAACAAGUACGGCUCAAUUAUCUUAGAUGUUAUUAUAGGUUCUAUUUGUAGACUGCUCUAAAGAUAUAUAGCAAUCAAACAAUAUAUAGUUAACUCUGCGGUGGCCCCUAUUAAAAACAUAAUGUGUCUGAACU